Molecule: messenger RNA, 5500 nt
Organism: Pelagomonas calceolata
Lineage: Eukaryota; Pelagophyceae; Pelagomonadales; Pelagomonadaceae
Source: the annotation of a GenBank genome assembly
AGGUAACCGCAGGAUUUUAUUUGAUUUCUUUCACUGUGGUGAUAUACGUUCCACGGUAGCUCCAUCUGCCGCAAACCUGUAUCAAGUCCCGGCAUGGAGCCAUCAUCGUAUUGAUGACAAAAUCUGUCAAAAUAUCGCGCGGCAUGGCCCGGAAGUGGGAGCGGCACAUGCCGUUAAAAUUUCGGCUGAUAGGUCAAUGCUUCGUCACAUCAGGCGCCGUUCUCCUGAUAGUUCUGACAUUCCUCUGGAGCCAAUAUCUUUUUCCGACAAUGCUGGACUCAAACGUCGCAUUUGAUGUCCGCCAAGCAGUGCUGUCGACAUGCUUGGGGUUAACUCAAACUGCAUAGGCUGUGCUGAAUCAAUAUGACCAAUUUACAAACGAUUGGACCUUCAAAGAUUUUGAGCAGCUAGCCGCGCCCAUGCUAUGCGGCUUUGACUCAUGAGUCUCGUAGGCAUCGUGAGCAGGAUUCGGCCACAGACUUAUUCAUUCUCUAUCUUUGGCACGUGACAAAUACAGAAAAUUUUAUUGAGUCAGGGUAUAAGCCACGCCUCCAGGAGAAGGGGCCCUAUGCCUACGUGAAGCAAGCCUACAGAUAUCAUAUUGUGAGAAGUUGCCUGGAAUACUCAUGAGAAAAACGUGCAAAACUUUUGUAGGACUGGUCCAAGGAUGGUAAACAAGUCACCUACAAGGAAUGGUGGUAUCUGCAAAAGGCCGAUUCAACAGAGGCGUGUCGACUUAUGUUUUUCCAGCAGGGCUUGGGUGAAUAUAAUGAGCACACUCGAGACCGACCAGCAGGUUGCGCUGCUGACAACGAAACGGUGUGUUGAGAUAGCUGAUCAUCCACCAUUGUGUUUGAUACAGGUGACCAUGUUGAAUCCAAAGUUCGUGGCACUACAGCAUCGAUGGACCGUCCAGGAAAUCUUUGGUGAGCUAUCACAGUCUGUCUUUGCUAACAUUCGCGAUUCCAUGGUGGCUGCAGAUGCAUUUCCUAGAACCGUACGUGCAAUAAUACCGGGCGUCGACGACAAUCACUAUCUUCAUACUCAGGUCAAGGCGGAGCUCACUCCAGAUGCCAUCUCUGACGUUUGGACAUAUCGAUUGGCGGUGCAUGCAUCCUCAGCCUUAGGUGCAGUUGUGUCGGCCCUUGGUAGUACAGAUGCCUCAAUUUCUUUUGCCCUGUCGGACAGCAGCACCAUUUCGCAUUUUAACUCACUGUCCCUAUCGCCUAUAGCCGGAGAUGUGGCUUUUGGAACAGCUGACGCGAUCAAAGCUGAAGCACUUGUUUCGGGUGUGGCUGAGUCUGAAGCCACUUUGACUACCCGUCAGGCGGCUUAUUUGCUUGAACCCGCAAACACCAUUUCUGUGCUCAACUAUGAGCGUGGUGUGCCCCUGUGGAUAGGCACUGCAAGGUACUUGGGCCUAGUGCAAUCAUCUGGGCUUGAAGAUGAGGCCAGCCCUGCAUACCAGCUUGCAUACAAUCAAGUCCUCAACGAUCUCAAAGUAUUGGAGAAGAGUCCCGACGCAACGAGAGUUGUCGCUCUGGGAAUAGCAAGGCACCUUUAUGGGCCAACGGGUUGGAUGACCACGCCGGGCGCCGAUGAGUAUCGCACCAAGGAGUGGGCCGGGGACCAAGCUUUUCUCCGGGGGGGCGGUUGUGACUGUGGUUCCUACAGCACCGGUCUGUACGCGGACGUUGCUGUCGCCAUAAGCCCUGGUCUAUACUAUUACCGUUGCAGUUGGGGACUUGCCAGUUCGUUAGACUUCCAUGCUCCCUGGGAAGAUGACGCUGUCGUUUCACCGAUGAACUCUUCCCUUACGAAGUGGAUUAUCGAUCCUGACUACGAAGAUACUCGCAACGACAUUAGCAUCCACUCUGAUGAAAAUUUGGUUCGAUGGUGGCAAGUAUAUGAGUACUGUAAUGUGUCUCGCAGCGGUCGAAGCCCAAGGUAAGCUAUGAUCCAUGUGCCCGGUCACGACACAUAGCUCUAUUUAGUUGUGAGGCCAUGAUAGACGCAUCCCGUGUGGCGGAAACCUUCAUUCCAGCGGUCAUGUUUGAUCUAAGCCAGCACACGCUCAAGUCAUUCUCCGCCACUGUGAAUACGCGCUCUGCAGGACUGGAUGAUAGCACAUUCAUUUCUGGCAAUGGUACGAUGAUCUUAAUUUCCCAGGGGACAUGUGAUUUGUUUCUUGCAUCACAGGUUCAAAUACGGCAAACAUGGUCGCUUUGGUUCAACAAUACCAGGCACAAGCAUGCGCAGUUGCGGGGCACCUCUACGAAGCUUGGGCUCUCAAAGAUCAUUGGCAUGAAGUCUAUGUUGCAUCGAGAAUGUCUCGUGCCACCGGCUUUGAAUUUCUUGCUGGCCGCCUCGAAGACCUCGGCUACGCGCAAUGGGGAGGAGGCUAUGUUACAUCUGCACUCUGGGGGGUACCGUCAGUUUUAAAUAUUGAACGAAAAGGCUAUUGGAAGUUUGGCAUUGCAUCUCCCUCACCGACAUUGAAUCUUAUUGAGUUUCACUCACAAGCCAUGGCCGUCGGCUAUUCUAAUAUGAAUAUGACCAAAGAAAGCGCACGAAUUUUGCUGGAUGCUCUUGCUGCAAACGGCCCCAGGGCACGUACUUUCCGCGGCAAGAUCGGCGAGGUUGCUACUUCAUUUCGUUGUCCAGACGCCAGUUCUGACGGUGGGUGUGCUGACAGUGAGAGUGCAAAUUGUAUACGGUGCGGUCCAGCGUUUUUGCUUAUCCUUUUGAAUGGCUAUAAAUGCAAGCUCCUUUCGCAGCUUCCAUCGUCGAACGUCAGCCGACUGCUACGAGAGGAUAGGGGAUGACAACAAUUUUUUUGGGUAUUGCGACUGCCGGGCAAACGGCAGCUACUUCGUGACUCAAAAUACUUUUGGAAAUUUCCUGGGGGCCGUUCCACCGUCUGUAAAUAACAAUACAUCUGACGAUGAGAAUUUAGACCAGGCAGCUUCGUUGCUUGCAGAGGAAUUCAUGUCGUCUGCUGUUACUUGCCAGCGUAUUCAGGACUAUUACAAACAGUGCUCCUGGCUUGAAACUGAACCACGAUAUAGCUUUUGGCUGGUAAAUUGCAAGACGUGGGAAACGUUAAUCUCUGAUCCAACUUACGGCAUUUAUUGUGAUCUUGAGACAAUCCUAAAGGUCGAUUCAGCCCACAACCACGAUUACCAGUCAGCGACAAUUCACCCAUAUGGUCGACGGCGAGGAAUCAUUAUUGCUUUCUGGCUUCAAGAGUGGUCGACUUAUCGUGUGCUUAUAGAAAAUAGACUGGUCUGCAAUGAGCCAGACUGCUCAGAGUGCUUAUCAAAGGGGUAUUGUGACCGUGCCUAUAACUACGGUGGACUUUUUGUUACUCAUCAAGCGAAGCGACUAUUGUUUGAGGGCUACGUGGAUAGAGUUGCAAUGACAUUGUUGAAUUCAGAGCUACAAUAUUAUAACCUAUCUGUGCGAUGCCAGGAUCAUUCUACAAUCAAACUUGACGAGUAUUGUAAUCCAGUAGAAAAUAACGAAUGCACUGAUGGUGGUUUUGAAAUUAUAGACAGACUUGGGGUUUCUAGGAAGUUUCAACACAAUGGCAGACAUAAGAGAGACUGGUAUUUGCCCGAAAUAAUCCUAAAUCCAACCAACAUUUCGCACUACAUUGAGCCUAAAACUCAACCUAAGGACACCAUGGCUACGCUAUCGAGCCGGACAUUAACCAUCGAGAAUCCAGCCUUCGCCAUCUAUCCUGGGAAACUAUGGGCGCCCGACGUUACAAUCAAUUUGCGUCGUGGCUGCGAAGGUGAUGAAGUUUGCAAAUUUCACCAAGAAACCGACUGUGUGAAUCGCUUUCUUGGUGGAAAGGGGAAAUGGCAGAACUGCACCAGUACUCUUGUGACAGGAAAAAACAAUCUCAAUGAUGUACAGCGCGUUGCAGAAUGGCGAGGGAACACCAGCCUCAUCACUGGCAACGAGUUUGUUCUCAGAGGACCAGCGUAGCCCAGACCUAAGAGAGAGAUAGUUCAUGCCUGCUUUUAGGCGCAUCCUAUUGAGACGAUGGCAGGAACCCUAAGCCAUCAAAUGCGACCCUAUGGUUGGGAAGGCUUCCAAGAGUACAACCUCACAUAUCUUACUAGGGCGAGGGGACUCAGUUUCCAGGGUGCCGAUGUCAUGUAUAUUUUGAAUGCAGACCACUUGAUGCUCAUUGAGCUAGUAAGGUGUCCUACCGGCAACCUCGAGAUUGGCAUGGCAGAUCUCUCAGAGGAGUAUAUCACGGUGUCCAUAUGUUUACGCUCAAGUUGGGGACGAGUCGAGAUCUAGGUUUUAUGCGGAAUGGCCAAUUCGCAAGAAGCUGGAUGCUGAAAAUUAUACUCGCCGUUUCUGGGCUAGAGCAAAUCGCUACGAGACUACAGCAAAGACAUUUCUUGACGGCCGUGAGCGUGCUGGGUAUCGCUUAAAAGACGUCCACGGCGAGCGUUACCGCUGUCCUUAUGGCAUGAUUUCGCUCGAAGCAAUUGCAGACUCGCCGUGCUUUAUUAGUUUACCUCACUUUUGGGGCAAUGAAAUAUGGGGGGGGCUUGAGGCCAGGGAGGUCUAUUUCAAUACAAAUGACGAUCGUAGGCUCCAUAGUUUCUACAUUGACGUUGAGCCCAUCUCUGGCCAGACUGUUCGUGAAGCCCGUCGUUUUCAAUUCAACUUUCGCAUAGAACGCAACAUGCAAUUUCCUCAAAUUGUCUCUAGUCAAGAGCGAUGCGAGGUACCAACUGCAGAUUUUAGCAAAAAUGGUUACGGGUGCUUCAUGUUCUUUCCAGUCUGGUGGGUUUCCGAGGAGCGUCAUAUUGACAGUAGCAAAGCACUGCGACUCAAAGCAGAGGUCCUUGAAAUUCCGGAGCGACUGUUCUACACGACACUCUAUGGUACUGCAGUUGCCGUGGCUCUUGUUGUGUUUGGAGCAAUACCAUGGUAUUGCACAAACCAAAAAGAGGCCUCAUUUCGAAAGCGCAUUUACAUCGACUAACUCUAUAUGCGAUGAUAAGUGUCGAAUCUGCCACUAGCAGCCCACAAACCAGGCAAUUACACUUGAAAGUGCAGCAAGGGUGCAACUCCCGCCGCCGUUUUACGCAAGAACACACCCUGGCCAAGGGGGCACCCUCACAGUACCUAUCUCUCAGAACGCGUGGCCGACGCAGACAGGGACGAAACUGUAGUGCUGUAGUGCACGUCGCCUAGACCGUCAUCCCGCCCGUAAUUUUUUUUCAAGUUAGCGUACUCAACGAACGCGAGGCUUUCUUGGCUAGUUUACACUCGAUUUGCCCUGACGCACGGCGUAUGACCGAGGGAGAUCUUCCUAUGGUGUGCAGUCUACGCAAAGCAUUUUUACGUGAGGAACGGCCCCGCGUAGAUUGCGCCGUGAUUUACGCGUAAUUUGUGUGACGCACAGCCAGAGCGUACUAGUAGUAAAAAUAACUUGUGGUAGCCAUAAAGCUAGCCAAAAGCAACACGAGAG